Rhopalosiphum padi (bird cherry-oat aphid) is the source of this 1323-nucleotide messenger RNA. RefSeq lists its product as uncharacterized. Gene Ontology annotation, molecular function: nucleic acid binding. Bases 1 to 1323 code for a protein of 440 amino acids. Lineage: Eukaryota; Metazoa; Arthropoda; Insecta; Hemiptera; Aphididae. The transcript has a single exon. The record is from RefSeq and is a predicted model, not a curated record.
AUGGUACGUGUUGAUAUUCACUCGCAAACAAAAGACACCAUUUUUAAAGUGUACAAUUAUUUUAAAAAAUUGUCAAAAGACCAAACGAAUCCCGAAGUUGCGAAAUAUUUUUCCCUGCCUCAAUCAGUAACUGCGGAAGCAUGCGGAGUCAGUCUUAGUACGGUCAAAAGAAUAACAAGUGAAGGUAACAAAUCGAUCGCGAAUGCAGAACCAGAGGCCGGCCCUUCAAAUCCUUCAUUUAUUUCUCCACGUAAACAAUAUAAGCGAGUUAAAUAUGCAACGGACAUUGACGACUUUGAUGCGGAUAUUGUUCGGAGAACUAUCCAUGAGUUCUACGAUAAUCUUGAGUAUCCUACAUCAACUAAAUUGCUGAGUAAGUACCAAGAAAAAACUGACUACAAGGGAUCCAAGACUUCUAUGUGGCGAAUUUUAAAGUCGUUACAUUUCAAAUAUAAGAAAUGUAACGAUGGUAGAAAAUUUCUUAUGGAAAGAAAUGACAUAGUUGCAAUGCGUGUAAAAUUUUUAAGAACGAUGUGUAAUUUACGUCAAAAUAAUGACACUCGCCCUGUCGUUUAUUUGGACGAGACCUGGGUAAAUCAAAACCAUACUCGCGGAUAUAUAUGGCAGAACGAAAAAAAUUCUGAAGGGUUGAAGGUGCCUACUGGAAAAGGUAGUCGUUUGAUUAUCUGCCAUGCCGGGUCAAGUUCAUUUGGAUUGAAUGUAGACUACCAUGCCCAAAUGAAUUCGACAAUAUUUAAAAAAUGGUUCGUUAAAAUGUUGAACCAUUUGGAAGAACCAUCCAUUAUCGUUAUGGACAACGCGUCAUACCACUCCACUUUAACAGUAAAUUACCCGAAGUCAAACGCGAAAAAAUCUGAUAUCCAACAGUGGUUAUCCGAUAAAAAUAUAGAUUUUUCUCCACUAGAAACUGUGAGUGAGUUACGUGAACGGGUAAAAGCUGCAACGCCCAAGGAAAAGGAAUAUGAACUCGAUGGCAUUGCAUUACAAAUGGGACAUUUGGUUGUACGAUUACCGCCAUACCACUGUCAGUAUAAUCCCAUCGAGCUCAUAUGGGCUCAAAUCAAAAAUAAGGUUGCCGAAUUGAACACCACUUUCAAAAUUGCCGAUGUCGAAAAACUUGUGGACGAAGUCAUAGACUCGGUUACGGUCGAAGAUUGGAAACGUUGUGUCAAGCACUGCGAAGAAUUGCAGGAAUCAGACUUUAUAAAAGAAGGUUUACGGGACGACAUUUUAGAACCCAUAAUAAUAACAAUAAAUCCCGAUGAAACCAGCGACAGUGAAGAUGACGACGAAGACUUUUAA